Molecule: messenger RNA, 1205 nt
Organism: Wyeomyia smithii (pitcher-plant mosquito)
Lineage: Eukaryota; Metazoa; Arthropoda; Insecta; Diptera; Culicidae
Exons: 3
Coding region: 161-1135 (324 amino acids)
Source: RefSeq, a predicted model, not a curated record
GAAGUGAGUAACCGUAAAAGUACCCUAAUUAGGGUACCUCCACUUUUUUCAAAAGUGGGUGAUAUCUAACUCAUUUUAGAGUAACAAAAAAUGAGCGUGUAUAUUCGUUUCUAUUUGUGACAAACUAAAUUAGUGAAGAAAUCCAAAUGCUUCUAAUGUUAUGGUUGGCAUAACUCGGAUAGAAAUACACCCCAUCAAAGUAGAACCCGUUCUGAUAGAAGAGGAAGAGCCUAUCGCGAUAGAGCCGAUGAAGCUGGAAGAUUCCGCUAUGAUACAGGUCGAAGAAUUUCUGAUAUCCUAUGCUCAGGAUAUGGAUACAGAACCGGCGAUUACCGGGAAUUGUCGCAGCUACUGUGAGGUAGCUGGUUGUUUCAGCGAUCCACAGAGCUCACUAAUGUCACCAAUUGUCGCUGGUCAGAGCAGCAACGUGCCGCAGAGUUCGGAAAAGCCUCACCUUGUUGCCCAGAAGAAAUAUGUUUGCUGUGUUUGUAAAGAAGGAUUUGCGUCGAAACGGUACCUCACCACCCAUAUAAGAGAACACAUCCCGGCGAAGGGAUUUAUCGAAUGGGAUUUUUGGAACGAAGCAUUGUUCAAGGCUAGCAUCGGAGAGUCGAAAAGUGAAGAUCAGCGCGAAGAAACGGCUCAUCGUGAAGAACACGAAGCCGUAGAACCGAAGAAACCGAAGAAGGUAAAAUCCGCCUCUGGCUCGUGUAUCUAUGAAGCUGAUCAGUUUUGUUUUGUGUGCGGGAAAUAUUUAAGUGCCAAAGCAACAAAGUUUUCUGUAAAAAACAACGAAAUGUUGAAAAAAGCUUACAGUGUAUAUUUUGAAUCAGAAAUAACUGAUUUGGAAAAACCGUGGGUUCCUGGAUACGUAUGUUCUACUUGCUUUAGAAAUUUAUCAGCAUGGUAUAACGAAAAAGACAGUACACAACAGUGCUUAGGUUUUACAACUCCACGUACUUGGCAAAAACCGGCGAAUCACGUAGAUGAUUGCUUCCUUUGUCUAUUUAAACCUCCACAGGGUUUUCGACGAACAAUUUACCCGGACUUGCAGUCAUCGAGCGCUCCCAAACGACGUUUACCCGGGACACCUGGACCACCUAAACCCAAUAAUCGUACAUCCAAGCCUGGUUGAAAUUAAUGUGUUCGGGUUUUUGUGACAUAUCUAGUUCAGAUAAGGAAUAGACUUUCAUAUAUCUGCUGAA